This is a messenger RNA of Porites evermanni, 7164 nucleotides long. NCBI's taxonomy places the organism in Eukaryota, Metazoa, Cnidaria, Anthozoa, Scleractinia, Poritidae. The record is from the annotation of a GenBank genome assembly.
AUGAAGCACCGUGUUAAGGUACCGAAACUUGGAAAAACGAGCAAACCCUCUUCUCGUGUAAUCAGAUCCUCUAUCAAAGUACGUUUCAUUGAUAAUGAUUGCAAGAUCCAAAAAGAGAAAAAGAAAUUUGUCGUUGUAUGUUCACCUUGUCGAUAAAACGCAGGAUAAGACAUCUCAUGUCGUUCUCGUGCAGUGAUAGCCUCCCACGCAGGCGUUUUUAGGGGAGCUCGUUUUUCAAGGGAUGAAAGACGAGCUCCCCUAAAAGCACCUGUGUGGGAGGCUAGUGCAGUGACAGCAGGUAGAAUUGUUGUUUUGCUUAUCUUAACCUAAUGCUUUUACACGCUCUCUACGCCGUCGCCGCAGUGACAUCUUAAACGCACUUGUGGCCUUAAACGGUACAAUGUACUCAUCUGUAUAAUCUCUCCCUUUUCAGUCGGCUCCUGCUAUGCAGCAGGGAAGCUUUAGGUUUCCAGAUAAUUGCCCGGAUGCAGAUUGCCAGUUCCUUGUAACUUACCAAGCUUCUGGUAAUAACAGUGUGGUUUUCGAACUAAGAGGCAGAGGAAACUGGGCAGGAGUGGGAUUUAGCGAUGAUAACCAAAUGGUAAGUUACCAAACUGUGGAAUCGUGAGGCAGAAAAAUAAUUGCAAUCAUACGCGAAUUUGGCUUUUAUUAAAAUGUUCUCUAAGUGCCGGUCUUAAUCGACUGUUAGCUUUUUACAGUUAAGGGCUAAUUAGCCAUCCUUCGCGUUACGAUCUAAAUAAAGUUAGUUGUUUAAAAUGAUCAAAAUGAAUUUCAGUUGUUGUGAUACACAAUUCCAAAGUCCGGGAGGUCUCUAGCCCCUGGGACUCUACGACCUUUCCUGUUCCCGGAUGGAAAAAUGCUGAAAGAGUUGACCAUCAGCCCCAGUAUCGAGAUACAAAUUGUCUUUACAAGCGAUUUCGACACUCUGCGAAUGGCAUUUUGUGUCUAGGAAAUUUCUUACGGUAAACAUUUUUUCAACACUGACUGCUGCAGUCCACCUGGGCUCCCGCUAACGGCUAAGAUUUUCCAACCACUAGCUAAAAUUUGGCAGUUUUUAACCUUACCUGAAUUUUUAUCACCUUUAUCCACAGGCCGAUACCGACAUACUUAUUUGCGCCAGCAAUACCUCACUAAGUGGCCAUUAUUAUGCAACAAGCAGAACAACGCCAGAUAGAACAGAUCCGGUAAGUUAGUUAAUUGUUGUUUUUAUUGGCGAGUUGACUUCCUGAAUGUUACCAAACAUCAUAGUUGACUCUCUGUUUCUUACUCCCUUGUCUUCAGUUCUCCUUUUACAGGUGUUUCCCCAAAUUAGGGCGGGCGCCCUUGUUCUUUGCUCUCAGUAUCUCCGUGAUUACAAGCACUGUAAUCGUUUCCUUUUUCCGUUCCCAACGGAUUAUAAGAAUGCGCGAAAUAUUUACUCAGACUAAUUAAGACAUUAAAAUGCCUCAGAGUAUGCUGCACUCUUUUCAUAGUUACAAUGGUAAGUACAGUAUUUUUAAAGUAAAUUAAAAGCAGUUUUUUCUUGACACCGUUCAAAGUUUCGCAUCAACGAAUUUCAAAACUGAUAAUGGUCCAGUUUUGUUAUUUAAUACUACAUUUAGGCACUGAAACUGAUUCCAAAUGUCUGUUGAAACGGUGGGUGAGAAAAAAAAAUUCACAAAUAACAUCGGCGAAACCGUAAUAAAUGGGAAAGUGUCAAUCAAUGAACAUUCAAAUUCCUCAAAUGACUCUAACUCAGAACCUGCUCACCUGCGCUAGAAUAACCUGAUCAAAUUCUCUAAGUUGGCUAAUACUGUGCACGGCCCAGUCUUUUCAAAAGGGCAGGGUUACUGAAGGCCUAAAGAUCAAACAGUGGAGCCCCUGUCAGCCCGAAAAUUUUGUAAACGCUCCCCUUUUAAAAAAAUCAUACUUACGGUACAUAUUUUGUUAUCCUUUGUUUUUCUUUUUCCUUUACUCUACUUAUUAUAUACUUAAUAAGUUCAUACGUGAACUCAAUAAUGACCGAAGCACGGUCAAAACGUCGUUGUGACCUUUUUUCGUAAUAUUUUUAAAAAUUGAGAGAAAAGAGAUGACUGUUCAAAACAUAUAUUACAAAGAAGAAUAAGGCAUUCAAGAAUGGGCCUCUCUCUAACUUCUAACGCUCUAUCGCAAAGCUCAGCAGAAUAGAAUAUAAACAAAUCAACACAAUAAUACAUGGAGGGUGCAACUAGCAAUCGAGUUUAUUAUACAAAUUAAGUUACUUUUUAAAGCACUAAAUAAAAUAAGGGAUAUACGCAAAGUUAUAGGGCUCUAAGAAAAGAUAGAUGCAUGUAUAAGCUGCAACAUAUUAGCACCAACAAGAAAUGCUGAAGAAAUUAUCAGUGUGAACAGAGUCUGGACAAUAAAAGCGCGCGAUGCAAUACUACAACUACAUUUAGAAGCUUAGAUGUUAGAUAUGUAAACUCUGUAAAAGACCGUAGAAACAGCCUCGAAUAAACUGUUCGACAUCAAUUGGUGUGUAAUUCACAAGGAGUUGCUUAUAAAGGUGGGUCUGAUACUCCAAAUUGAAACAUAACCAAAGAAUGCAAUCAUCAGCUAAGAGAAAUACAAUUAGACUGACCGGAACUAAUUCUUAUUCUUUUUUGUUACUCUUUAUAGACUCCAUCUGCGGUAGAAAUCACUAACCAAACAUUUAACGGUAGUGUGGUGUCUUGCAGGUAACUCAUUAUAACUCAUCACCAUUACAUCGAGAUUAACAUCAUAAUCUUUAAAACUAUUAAUUAAAAGUGUUUAACACAAUAUUUAAAUGAAGCAGAAGAUUAGGAGGCUGUCCGGGAAAACUCUUAGCACUUGAAAGAAUCAUGGCGAUUUAGCUGUUGGGACAUGAUAUUUUAGAGAAACAUUACUCAACACCUCUUUAACACCAGAGCCUAACCAAAUAAUAUAUGCAAAAUUCACCGCAAAGGUUAAGGGAAAUUGGUAUUUCUUAAGACUGCUGUGAUUUUGCAUAUGACUAGCCUUUAUUAUAUUGGUAGACGGCUACAGGAAGUAAAGGGUUGCCAAAAGAACCCGAAAAUUCAGGAAGAAGCGUUGGUAUUUGGUGUAUUGUGUAAAGAAUGCAAAUAUUUUUUGUCUUAUGUCUCCUUUGUAUAGUUCAGGUUUGAGUCAUGUUUUUAUUAGGUUAGGAAUUGUGUGAACAGUUCAGCAGGUGUGACGACCUAGUACGGUCGAUAGUGUAAGUGGUGAAUUAUGUUAAGACCAGUAACGGUGCUGUAUACCGGUAUACGACUCUUUACGACGUCUAAAACAAACAGCAACAAGCAAAAAAACAAUCGUAUAUACUAUUCCUCCAUUGUUUUGCUUCGAACGUGUACAAACCAACGGUUGGUUACAGACAAGGGCUCAUUGACUUAACGUAGUCUAAUUCAAUAAUUUUGGACGAAGCAAGAACUUGAUAUAUAAUAAGUAACGGUUUUAAUUUUGAGUGUAAUUGUUUUAUAGAAUAACGAGAGAGCUAGAUCCGGGUAUUGCUAAUUUUAGAAAUCUACGCCAGGAUUGGUUCCUUUUAGGAGCAAUCGGAGAUUUGACUGGUGAGCAUCUUAUACUUAUCAAUCACUUAAUUCUGAAUUCAGCCGAAAGACCUCUGAAGCGCGCACUAGGGAUAUUUUUGCAACUAGCAUCGAAUUUUACACUUGUUGGUGCACUUACUUAGUGCAACAACUUUUGAAUUUUAUAGCCACUUUUUUGUUGCAAAAAGCACUAUCAAGUAUUAAGCUGCGUGCAAACGGACGCAACAACUCCCAACAUGGUUGGGCCGGCAAAUUUGGGAGCUGUUGGGUCAGUGUUGGCAGUGGUGUGCAAAUGCGGAUGUAACAACUCCCAACAACGUUGGCCUAUGAAGCGUGUUGGUCUAUCACGCGAAGUUAUUGCAUUGUUGUCUCCAAGGAGACCAUCGGUAAUGCACGUGCCUGUCCACAACAAUGUUGGAAGAGCUUUAAAAACGGUCCCAACAUUAUUGUGCUACUUUGCGGUGAUCAAGGAGCAAAAGAAAUGUUGGAAAUUGUUGGCUCAAAACUUUGACCAGUUUCAAACUUUGCGCAACAACUCCCAGCAACACUCAACCAUAUGCAACAGGAUGUGCAAACAAAUGCAACAUGUGGAUAUCCAACGAUGUUGGAAGGUGUUGACCAACAAUGUUGCGUCCGGACUUUACUUUUUAAAAAACGAUUGCAGCCUGAAAUAUUUCAGAUACUGAUACUUGCCAGCAAACUCAUUUUAUGAGUGGUACACUAAUUAGUGGCUCUUAAAUGUUGUCUCCCAGCUUCAACGCAGCACAACUGCGAUAAAACAUGAAUUAUGUUACCGGACGUGAUAAGGGAGGGUACUUUGGAGGAGUAAGUCCCUUCGAGUGUGAUAAUGUUUCUUCUCAAUAUCGCGUGGAAUGCAACUCGUGAAAUUUUUGUGUCAAGGAAAUAGGACAAAAUGACCUAGAUUCUCAGUUACAUGAUAGAAUACCAUUGAAACGUGACCAUUAGUGUGUCCCGGCCUUGCUCGAGGAAAGCCUCCAUAUUCUGACUGGCAGCUUAGAAGAUCCUGAAACUCACAUUUGGUCACUACUAGGAAGCGCUAUUUCAGACUUCCUGAAAAUAAGAAACAGUAUCCUGCAACCAAUAUCAUAUUUGCGUUACUGCAGAGUCCUUAUACUUUCAGUUGGGUUUAGUACAGAGUUAAAGAUUAAAUAAUAAUAGCAGUAUCAUUUAUGACAUUAGUAAUUAUUAUUAUCAUAAUUAUAAUAUUAAAGGUGAUCAGAAUGACAAUAGAAAUAAUAAUGGCACUGAUAAUUGAGAUGGACAAGGUAUGGUAAAUUAUGCCGAAGUGACGAUACAUUACGAUAGAUGGAUUUACAUGAGCUUUUACUUUAAACCAUCAGGUGCUACGAUCGGGAUUCAUUCAGCGAGACGUGCUUCAAGUUCUAGAAUCAACGUCCUGACAGGUGAAGUGGGGAGUGGAGCAACAGUUAUGCCGACAAGUUCCUCGUCGACGGUACGAUUAUACUUUAUUUUUCUGUCAUUCCAAAUGAGUAAGCAACAACGAUGAAAAUUAUGGCAGUGAAAAUAGUUCCCCUCCCCCAACCCUCCGCGGGUACAAUUGUAUCACUAGAAACCUGCUCAUCCCAGCACUCCUUUAACCCAGUUUCAUAGGAUAAAGAGAGAAAGAAAUAGGUUCAGUAUAGUUUGGUUGCUAUUUCAUGCUAUUCUCCGUUUUCACUCACGUGAGAGGGCAGAAAUAAAAAUGGAAACCUUUUAAUACAGGAAGUCUAGAAUCUGGGAAAUGAAAGAAGAUAAAUAUUUACAAAAAGGCUUGCCAAGAAUCAGGUAUAUGCAGUUGUUGAUAUGCAAGAUAUUCGGGAAAACGCUUUACCCAAAUUUAUAAAGCUUUGUAUGGAGACGCCAUGUUUGUGUCCCUUUCAGGGCACAAAUAUGGCCACCGGAAACCAACAGAAGGAUCUGUUUUAGAGUUUUCGUACUUAUCCGUGAAUUCUUCGCUUGAGGAGCUCAUAAAGAUUAAAGUAAUAUUCAUUCUAAGGAAAGGAAUGUUUAGAUAGCAAAAUCUCCAAAAAUCCGUAAUGUUUUUACCCCACAUAAGAGCUUUCCCGGCCGCCAACUAAAUGCCGCGACACGCAAAAGCCUGGAAAUUCAAGCGUCCUGUAUCGCAAAACAAGGAACCCUUUUGAACCGAAAAUUUUUUUGUAUAAAGGUUUUAAGGUGCUCUAGUAUCACAUGAAAGUAGAAACUCAGAAGAAGCGAUAGUUUCUUAGUUUGAAUUUUGGUGACGUCAUGUGAAAACCAAGAAUAGCAAGUAUAGGGCAAAUGAGAAUAGAAAGAAGAAUGUAAGAUUUUGAAUAUGCUAAAGGUGGACAAGAUGCCUCUUGACGUCGCGGAUUUUACAUGCCAUGAGGCUUCCUACCCUACCAGUAAGACAAAAACAGUAUUUUCAAACUAAGACAUAAACUUUGAAACACGUGUUAUUUGGAAUCUGUCCCUUUUCAGGAGGCCCCUACUAGGCAGCAAGGAAGCUUUAGGUUUCCAGAUAAUUGCCCGGAUGCAGAUUGUGAUUUUCUUGUGACUUACCAAGCUUCUGGUGCUAACAGUGUUAAAAGUAAUUGCAUUCACACGCAAAUUUAGCUGUUAUUAAAAUGCUCUUCAAGAGAGGGUCUUAAUGGAGUGGAGGCUCCCGGCCAACUUUUAGUUAUUUAGCUUCUUUGCAGUUAAAGGCUAGGCUUAUUAACCAUCCUCUCCGUUACGAUGAGCAAAAAUCUAGAAAAAUUCGUUAGCUGUUUGAAAAGAUCAAAAUGAAUUUCCAUUGUUGCAAAGUGAUACACAAUUCCAAUGGCAUUUAGUGCUUAGGAAUUCUUUUUACGGUAAAAAUUUCUUCAAAACUGACGGUUAGAGUCCACCUGGGCUCCCUGGAACGGUUAAGAUUUUCCAACCACUAAACUUUUGGCCUGUGUUUUCCUUACCUGAAUUUUAUCUCAUUGUCCACAGCCUGAUACCGAUAUACUUAUUUGCGCCAGCGAUACCUCACUAAGUGGCCAUUAUUAUGCAACAGGUAGAUCAACACCAGCCAGGACAGAUCCGGUAAGUCAAUCGCUGUUUUUCAUUGACGUCAGACUAUAUGGUCUUUUGAACGUUGCUAAACAUUAUCUCUUGCCUUUAAUUAGUUUUCAUCAUAUUUUUUUUAGCAUUUGGUUUCCCCAAGGUAGUGCGGCCGCCUUCUUUGCUUCUCUUUGAUUCCAAAGCUCAUCACCAUUAUCGUUUUUCUCUAACUACAAGCACGUGCAAAAUUUCGAUUUUCAUGUUUUAGAGAUUUUAACGCACUCAGUAGUAAUUUAUACAGUGUAAUCACUUAAGUAAAAUAAAGCAAUCAAUGUCUCGUUUAACAGAACGUUUUGUUUUCAAAUUUUAAAAAAAAGGUGACUGAGAUACGUGAUAUAAAGAUAAAAUGCAGCCAAUCAAGCAAUUUAAAAAGGGACGCGUUGAAUCAUCAGAUCAACUCACACUUGCCAAAACUUCUUAUCAUUUUUUGUAAUUUUUUUAAUAGACUCCACCUGCUGUAGAAAUCGCCGACCAAUCAUUUAAUGGUGGCGUGGUGUCUUGCAGGUAA